CCUCUGUCUUCUUGCAGGAAUUGUUCACAACACUAUGUCACCAUUGCCAGGCAAUGCUUUCAGGGUGAAUGGAAGAGCACAUGUUGACAUCAGUGGCACUACCCAACCCACUACUGGUCCAGGACAUCCUGAAUCUACAGUUUCCUCUGAAAUAUUAGCUACCACCACAUCCAUGGACCUGUCUGUAUACACCACUGAAACAGCCUUUACAAAGUCACAACAGGGAGAGUCAAACCCCCCUUCAACAACGUUAGGAGCUCCCUCACCUGGGGAUGAAAUCAUGACGGAAACUUCACAUGUCCUGGCAAGCACUUUUACACAAGCACCAUCCACAAAAGAACCCCCUGGAAGCACGUCUCAGAUCGACCCUGCGACGAAAAUGCCCGCACAAUUUGAAAUAGCAAAUGUAAAAACCAUAGAAACUACAAACAAAUUGGAAGAAACUUCAUAUGAGACAAAAACAACAGAGAGAACAACCGGGAAUGCGUUCAAAACCUCAGCAACAGGCACCUUGAAAACACUGACCACAGUUAAUAAAGAAAGAGUAACUGCAACUGCAGAAUCAUCGGAAAAUUCAGAGGUUAAAACACCUGAAAUGUCGACAAGUGCAUUUGAACCGGUCCGUGUUGACGCUCCUGUGAGAUCCUCAACUUCAAAAGACACGAUAACUACACCCACAACCUCUUCUUUGAUAACAACACCGACAAUCAAAUCUGCAAUCAAAUCAGAAAUUGCACCAGCAUCUGUAUAUGCUUCAAACUCACCUGUCAUGUUAAGAACAACUACAUUACAAACCAUGGCAACAACUAGGACAUUAGGGGGGAAUACGUUUGAGCUGUUAGCCACCUCCCCUGGAAAACCAUCUGAAAGAACAUUAGAGACGUCAACUAUAAUGCCAAUGUCCACAACUGCUUCUUCGGCGCCAGGCAGCGUUUCUGAGACAUUGUCUGCAAUUACAUCACCAAGGACAACUUUUGCCACAGUUGCAUUCCUACCUAUUGUAUCAGUUCCUACACCUGAUAGCCCAUUGGAAACUAAAGCUACAGCUACGACAGAACGUACAGAUGACAGCAAUCCUAAAACCACAGCUGCGACUCCGUAUGAAACAACUGAUACAAACACACCUGAAACAUCAUCCACAACCCCAUCAACUAAACUUAAAACAUCAUCCACUUAUACAACAUUCCCAUCAACUGCACCGGAGACAUCUGUGAAAGUCACUAAAGAACCCUUUACAACAGAUGCAACCAUGGCCACGAGCUCAUCAGAAAAACUGUCAACAGUCUACUUUCAAGCAUAUCAAACCACAACUACAACUGAUACAUCAACUAUAACUUCUACAACAAGUGACUCUUCAACUAUUCCUGUAUCUGCAACAUUGUUGACAGUUACAGCAGAAAGGAUAACUACAUUCCCCCCAUCAACCGAACCUAAAACAGCAUCCACAGCCACAUACACAACAAUCCCACACACCGAAACUGAAGCAUUAACCACAACUACAACAUCCAUAUCAACCCAACCUGAAACAUCAUCAACAGCCACAUACACACCAACCCCAUCAACUGAACCCGAAACAUCAUACACAACUACAACAUUCCCAUCGACCGAAAUGGAAUCAUCAUCCACAACUACAUCAUCCCUAUCAACCGUACCUCAAACAUCAUCCACAACUGCAACAUUCCCAUCAAUUGAAAAAUCAUCCAUAACUACAACAUCCCUAUCAACCGAACCAGAAACAUCAUCCACAACUACAACAUUCCCAUCAACUGAAACUGAAACAUCAUCCACAACUACAACAUCCAUGUCAGCCAAACCUGGAACAUCCUCCACAGCCACAUACACAACAUCCCCAUCCACCAAACCUGAAACAUCAUCCACAACUACAACAUUCCCAUCAACCGAAACAGAAACAUCCUUCAAAACUACAACAUUCCCGUCAACUAAAACGGAAACAUCCUCCAUAGCCAGAAACACAUCAUCUCCACCAACUGAACCAGAAACCUCAUCCACAACUACAACAUUCCCAUCAACCAAACCAGAAACAUCAUACACAGCCACAUACAUUACUGACCCAUCAACUGAAACUGAAACAUCUUCUACAUCCACAACAUCCCUAUCAACUGAAACUGAAACAUCAUACAUAUCCACAACAACCUUAUCAACUGAAGCUGAUAAAUCAUCCACAACUACAACAUCCAUAUCAGCCAAACCUGAAACAUCAUCCACAGCCACAUACACAACAUCCCCAUCAACCAAACCUGAAACAUCAUCCACAACUACAACAUUCCCAUCGCCCGAAACUACAACAUUCCCAUCAACUGAAACUGAAACAUCAUCCACAACUACAACAUACAUAUCAACCAAACCUGAAACAUCAUCCACAGCCACAUACACAACAUCCUCAUCAACCGAACCUGAAACAUCAUCCACAACUACAACAUCCAUAUCAAACAAACCUGAA
Messenger RNA from Oncorhynchus mykiss (rainbow trout), 2461 nucleotides. Lineage: Eukaryota; Metazoa; Chordata; Actinopteri; Salmoniformes; Salmonidae. The record is from RefSeq and is a predicted model, not a curated record.